AGCCGUGAAAGAAUUUAGGGCUGCACUUGUUCUGACCUCGACGAUCAACUGUAUAGCUAGAUCUUGAAUGUGCCGAUAUAAGUAUUUAUUAAUAAGCUGACCAAUUUGUUGUACAUUUUGUUACAAAAUGGAAGCGGCUACUAAAUAUAAACAGGAUAUGCCUCCUGAAGGAGGUUAUAAGUCUAUUAGAUUUACCAGAUUACCAGCGAAGCAAUAUUUCAGUGGAUACUCUAUGUUCUUGGGCUUCUUUGGAGUAACAGCUGGAGCCAUGUAUUUAUAUUAUAUGAGUUACAAGAAAUGGUUCUAUGAGGACUUGGAAAACAAGGGUGGAAGAUUAGCAAUGCAGCCAAUCCUACUUGCUGAGAGAGACAGAGAGUUCCUGAAGCAGUUGCGUCGUAACCGCGACGAAGAGGCCAAGCUGAUGGCCAAUGUCCCGGGCUGGGAGGUGGGCACCUACUACGGCGAGCCCAUCUACAAGACCGCCGCCCCGGACACGCUCAUCGAUCCGCACUACGACGAGUAUUUCGCACACGCCAAACCAGCCGAUUCAAACAAGAGGAAGUUCUUCCGUCUGUGGAUAUAGGUUUGCCAGCGGAGAAUAGUGAUGAUGAUUAGGUACUGAACGAGGAUGUUGCCGUGCAUUGUGGUUGUAUUUAUUUGCUAAAAGAAUUAAAUAGUUGGAAAUGUGUAAGUAUGUGUAUAGUGUACUAAGUGUCGCUUUCACAGUUGAUGGUGUAUAAAUAAAUUUUUUUUUGUGUAAUAAUAAAUGGUAUUUUUUUCAAAUUAA
This is a messenger RNA of Bacillus rossius redtenbacheri, 787 nucleotides long. It is a transcript of the gene ND-B16.6, whose product is annotated as NADH dehydrogenase [ubiquinone] 1 alpha subcomplex subunit 13. The coding region runs from base 128 to 583 and encodes 151 amino acids. The transcript has 3 exons. The record is from RefSeq and is a predicted model, not a curated record. NCBI's taxonomy places the organism in Eukaryota, Metazoa, Arthropoda, Insecta, Phasmatodea, Bacillidae.